Messenger RNA from Schistosoma haematobium, 5464 nucleotides. RefSeq names its product Dual specificity mitogen-activated protein kinase kinase 1. Lineage: Eukaryota; Metazoa; Platyhelminthes; Trematoda; Strigeidida; Schistosomatidae. Bases 176 to 1609 code for a protein of 477 amino acids. Gene Ontology annotation, molecular function: ATP binding; protein kinase activity. Gene Ontology annotation, biological process: protein phosphorylation. The transcript has 8 exons. The record is from RefSeq and is a predicted model, not a curated record.
GAAUUCGAGACUUCAGGGUCACUUUUUCCCUAGUGUUUGUUAAGAAGUCACUUCAUAUGACUUUACUACUUGGUUUAAUAAGCUUUCAUAUGAUUAAAUAGUUUCAACGGGCUUCGUACUUUGCAUAAUUUCCAUCUCGUUUUAGUCGAUUACCGUAUGGUAUGCAAUAUUACCUAUGGUUGUCGACCAAACAUCGAGACUUGAUAAAACAUCUGCUGGCGAAGAUCUAGAAACUCAAUCUGAGAAGGUUCUUGUUGAAGAUGUUUCACAAGAAACAGUGUCUAUCACUAUCUCAGAAUCACUCACAGAUGAGACAGAUGCCUCUACAACUAUAAAUUCACAAUCAACCAAUCAUGAGAAUAAAUCAGAAACACUUCAAACAUUUACACGUUGUAAAAGUCCAACUAAUAAUAACAAUUCAUUAAGUAGUUCAUCUAAUGCAACAUCUAUUGAAUAUUCACAAACAUCAAGUCCAGGUGAUUCUGGUCGUCGACGUUUAGUACCAGAUUUCAAUAUAGAUGAUUUAUUAUUAAUAUCUGAAUUAGGUCGUGGUAAUGGUGGAAUUGUAACAAAAUUACAACAUAAAUCAUCUGGUACAUUUUUAAUUAGAAAAACAUUUGAAUUAGAUGUAAAAACUACUACAAGAGCACAGAUUGUUAGAGAUUUACAAGUCCUUUGGGAGUGUAUAUCACCACAUAUAAUUGAAUUUCAUGGAGCAAUACAUUCUGAAUGUUUAAUAAGUAUAUAUAUGGAGUAUAUGGAUGUUGGUGGAAUGGACUUACUAUUGAAAAUGGUAGGACGUUUCCCUGAACCAAUUAUAAUUCAUAUUGCUGAUUCAGUUGUAUCAGGUCUACUUUACCUCUGGCAAGAGUUGCAUAUGUUUCAUCGUAAUUUGAAACCAUCCAAUAUACUCAUUAAUCGUGCUGGUACUAUUAAAUUAUGUGAUUUUGUCGUCAGUUUGCAGCUGAGUGAAUAUGUAGCUUCUGGAUUUUUAGGAUUCUCCACUUACAUAGCACCUGAACGUCUGGCAGGUGAACUAUUCAGUGCAGCUAGUGAUAUAUGGAGUCUUGGAUUGACAUUAAUGGAAUUAGCUAUUGGACAAUAUCCGAUCCCAUCUAUUGAUCCAGUUGAUUUUGUACGUGCAUUUGCGCCAGAUCAACAAACAAACAUGCUUGAACAUUUUAGAGCUGCAAAAACUGGUGAAUUAUUACCUGCACUUACAGAUCCAAAAAGUCGAUCAACUAUUGGUAUGUACAAUUUAUUUACCUAUAUUGUAGAACAACCAGCUCCACGUUUACCAGUAUAUUGUUUCUCAUCUGAAUUUAUAUAUUUUAUUCAUUCAUGUUUACAAAAAGAUGCUGAUGAUCGUUUAUCUAUUGAAAUUAUUCAUAGACAUUUUAUUCCAGAAUUAAUUAAACUUACUUGUCCUCAUUCAAAUCAUAAUACACUUCGACCAAUUUUUAUUGAUAGUUGUUUAAUUAAUUAUUUACGUGGUGUAUUCGCUCGUCAACAAGCUGAAGCAAUUGAUGCUGUUGCAUUAGCUGUUGGUGAAGAUUUUGAUUCUAUUGAUACUGAUUUUGAAGUUACCACUAUGUUGGAUUCAGUAUAGAUCUAUUGUAAUGGUUCACUUUGUCCUAUAUGUGUAUAUAUAUAUUCUAGUGAAAGUAACUGAGACACACACACACAGAGAGAGAAAACUUGAAUAAUACAGAGAAAAGCUAAAUUAGUGUACCAAAAUGUAAUAUGUAGUAAAGUGAAAUCUUUUAAUUUAUUUUUGUGAUCUUUAUUGGAACUUUUUUAAACCCUCUCCCGACUGAACGUUUCCUUUUCUUAAAUGGAUGUCUUCACUUUAUUCAUGAUAUUUAUUUAUUCGUUGUUUAUUCUAAUGUUUUCUCCUACAGCUUCGUAUCUUUUCCUAAUAUUUUCCUCUAUAAUUCCCAAAGAAUUAUAGAAUGAGAUUUCCCCUUUUUGUUUCAUUUACGUGUUUACAUUUUCUCAUGUGUUGUAUACUACUGAUUAACUGUUAUAAGUAACAAUCAUAAUAAUAAUAAUCAAAUGAUGAUCUUGUUUUGCUGUGUAUGUGUAUAUUUAUACAAAAAGAUAUGAUAUACAAAUUAAAUAUGUUUAUUUACAUAAUUCACCUGAUAUCUAUGUUGUUAUGUUCACCUAUUACAUGGUUACUGAAAGAAAAACAGACAAAAACAAACCUACAUAUUCUAAUUUAAUGUUUACGGUUUUUCACUAAAUAUUUCAAUAUCAUAAUAAUGAAUGAUUGGUAAUCAUAACCACAUAGGUAUUUAUAUGAAUUAAUGAGUGUUUCAUAACUAUAUACCUACCUUAGAGUGAUGAAACUUCUUUUGGAUAAUAUUUCCACCUUCUAUACUUCUUAUCAAAACGAAUCAUUUGGGUUCUUGUAAACUUAUCAAACCAUGUAAAUCAUGUAAAGUAUUUUUUAGUUGAAUAAAAGACUAUUGAGAAUUGUAUUGUUUCCCAUAUUUUUCCAUCGUGUAAUCAAAAACAAACAAGUAAACAAACAAAGAAAACAAACUUUUGUCUUUGUAUUCAAAUUUCUUGGCUUUUGUUUUUCUAUUUGGAUUUAUAUUUUCCUAAAUAUUUUUCUCUUUAUUACAAAUACACACAUUUUGUGAGUAGAUCCAUAAUGCUUGAUUUACUAAUGGAAUUUUUUUUUAUAUAUUUGGAAGAAAAUAUACAAGUGAUAUUGAUUUGUGUGAGUUUUUGGAUCUUCUUGUAGGUUUAUGAUUGUUGAAAUGCGUAGCUGUUGAUAAAGAUUAUGUUUGUAAAAUAUUCUUGAUGUUUUAUAUGUUGACGUUUUGCGUGUAGCUUGACUUAAUUUCUGGAUCGUAUACUACGUCCUUACCGCUCAUGGGGGAGAAUAGGUCGCCUACUUGCAUUUUCAAUAGAACUUUGUUCUGGGCAAUCUUUUCCAGUUGCUAUUCAUUCUUUUGAUAUCUACUUUCAAUUUCCGACUCGGUGUUUCUUGGUCUUUCUCAUUUUUGUUUCCAUUCAGGGUUUCAAGUUAGGGCUUACCUCGUAAUGCAGUCUGGUGAUUUCCUCAAUGUAUAUCCUGCCCAUUCCCUGCGUCCUUUCCUUAUUUCCUCAGCUGGAAGCUGGUUUUUCCUCUCCUACAGUAGGUUGUUGCAGAUGGUAUCCGACCAACGGAAACUGAGUAUCUUGCGUAGACAAUUGUUUAUAAAUACCUGUACUUUUUUGAUGGUGGUUGUGGUAUUUCUCCAAGUUUUAGCUCCGUACAAUAGAACUGUCUAGAUGUUCGCACUGAAGAUUCUGAUUUUGAUGUUGGUCAACAGUUGCUUUGAGUUCCAUAUGUUCUUCAGUUGUAGGAAUGUGGCCUUUGUUCUACCAAUCCUUUCUUUACGUUUGCAUCAAAUCAUCCUUCUUUAUCAAUGAAGCUACCCAGAUGCGUGGAAGUUUCCACCUCUCCCAGAGCUUCUCCAUCAAGUGUGAUUGGGUUGGUGCUCUCCGUGUUGUAUUUGAAGAUCUUGCUUUUUCCGUUGUGUAUGUUGAGGCUCUUUCCACACUGGUUGUCUUCACCCUCACUUGUUGGUGUAUGGUAUAGAAGGGUCAGGUCAUCUGCGAACUGCAAAUCACCCAGUUGCAUCUAAGCUGUCCAUUGUAUUCGGUGCUUCUCGUUAGAUGUAGAGGACUUCAAAAUGCAAUCAACCAUCAGAAGAAAUAGAAAGGAAGAGAGUAAGCAACUUUGUCUGACUCCAGUUCUUACUUGGAAUGCGUCUGUCAGUUUUCCUCCAUUCACGAAUUUGCAGUGUAGUCCGCCGUAUGAAUUUCGUAUGAUGUUGACGAUUUGCCCAGGUACACCAGUGUCCAUAAGGUCCUCCUAUCCAUACUGUCAAAUGAUUUAUAUUGACGAGUUCUAUCCAAUUGAUUGUUCAACGCUGAUCGUAAUAUUAGAUAUGAUCUGCGUACGACCGACCUAUACGGAAUCCGGCCUGUUGAUCUCGUAGUCAGACGUCCACUGAGUCUUUCAUCUGGUUGGGUAACAUUCUAUUGAAAACUUCCUGGUACUGACAGUAGUGUGGUGCCUCUAUAAUUCUGGCAUUUGCUCAGAUCUUCCUUUGGUAUCUUGAUGAGAUAUGCUUCUUUCCAGUCUGUCAGCACUUGUUCCUCCUCCCAAAUCUUCCCGAAUAGAACGUGGAGCAUUUUUACCGUUACUUCUAUGUCUGACGUCAAUGCUCCGGCUGUUACAUUGUCUGAUCUUUCUGCUUUCCCGCUCUUGAUUUUUCCCAUCGCCGUGCUGGCUUCGUUGGUAGGAUGGCAACUAUAGGAAGGUCUGUUUGUGCUGUUUCGUUGUCCGGUGGAUUCAUUGGAGCUGGUUUAUUCAAGAGUUGCUGGAAGUAUUCUGCCCAUCUGUUCCUCUGUUGUGGAAUCUCUGAUUGAUUUGCAUUAUUUGUCCCUGGUUGGUCUCUCUGGUUUACUAUAUAUUUCCUAAGCCCAGGUAAAGGAGGAGGGUUGGACAUUGAAUCAGCGACCUCAUCCCGUAGAAAACAACCUUGCCAAAAAACGCUAACCAGAAUAAACAGUUUAAAUUAUGGGAGUUGGAAGAUCUUCACUCAGAAGAAUUAUGACGCCUCAUAGUGAAAGGCGAGAUUCUUCGGAAGUCAUUAGGUUGAUGCCGCUUCUAACAAGCAGAGCAACAAUUAAUAUAGGUACGUUGAAUGUCCGGACUAUGUGGGAGACAGGGAGGACUAAUCGAAUAGCUACGGAAACAAGUAGAUUCAACUUCGCGGUGCUCUUGUAUACUACGUGACCCCUAUAAAAACGACUCAUAUUUUGAUGUGCGAAAAAUGUGUCUGACUAUUCCUAGAAUACCGUACUUAUAUUCUGAGUAUUGUUCUCAUGAGCGAUAAGCUUAGGUUGAAAUUAUUUCUGCGGCUUUAUGCACUUCUCACUCUUGCUUAUGGUUGUACUUCAAAGUACAAAUGUAGAUCGAUUAAGCUAGAACUUUUAUUUAUUAAAGGAGAUGCUUCAAAUGUAUCAAAUCUUUUUCUCUAAAAUACUGAGUACGUUAUCGUUUUCAUCCACUAAUGCAACCCAAUGUACAGAAACAUCUAGUUAUAACAUGCAUAACUAUAUUUAAAGUCAAACUGUUUCACUCUAAAUCUUCCUAUAUGAAUCACAUUGCAAGUAAAUUAUCGAGACUCUGGAUUAAUGUGUUUCCAUCUCAGUGAAACAAAAUUACUACAAUUUUAUGUUCGUUACAUCAGCAAUGAAUUCUCCUCUGAAAUCGCCUUGAAUAUGCUUACAUCAUUGACUAUGCCAUCUCACUGAUGAAAUCAUAGGGAUAUUGAAUUUCUAGUCAUUGGUUUUACUAAGUAUAUUUAUUAAACUUUCUUUCUUGAAGAUACUUUACACUCCCUGAUUAACGUGAUUAGUUAAAAUAAUAUCUAUCCAAAUUGAUAGGUCACAAAGC